Triticum turgidum subsp. durum (durum wheat) is the source of this 1317-nucleotide messenger RNA. The record is from the annotation of a GenBank genome assembly. Lineage: Eukaryota; Viridiplantae; Streptophyta; Magnoliopsida; Poales; Poaceae.
AUGGAGCCCAACGCCGACAAGCUACGUGGUCUUCGCAUCACCUCCCUGGACGAUGAAGACGAUGAUGAGACAGAACUGCCCAACCAACCUCUGCCCGCCUCCACCGUGACCGUGGUUGCGGCCGCCUCGGGCUAUGAUGAUGAUGACGAGGAUGAAGAUGAAGAAGCAGAAGUCAUGCUUGGAUUCCUGGAGAAGCCGAAGCAUCCCGGCCUCCUCCUCCGCCACCUCUUUCCUAGCAAGGCUGGAGGCAUCCCGGCGUGGUUGGAUCCCGUGAACUUGCCCACGGGGAACUCCAGCUGCUGUGGCUUCUGCGGCGAGCCCCUGCACUUUGUCCUCCAGAUUUAUGCUCCAAUUGAGAGCAAUACAGCAGCAUUCCACCGCACUCUGUUCAUGUUCAUGUGCCCGUCGAUGGCAUGCUUGCACCGAGACCAGCACGAACAGUGGACACGCAACCAAGGCAAUCCUCGUAGAAGCGUGAGGGUUUUCCGGUGCCAGCUGCCUCGUACCAACGUGUUCUACUCAAGUGAACCUCCAAGUCGCAAUAACUCUGACAAGCCACUAUGUGCCGGAGAAAAACAUCGCACUGUCAAUGUGCCGACUGCUGAGACUAAGUUUGGUGGGGCUGCUCUGUGUCAUUGGUGUGGUACAUGGAAAGGGGAUAAAAUAUGUGGUGGCUGCAAGAAAUCACGUUACUGUUCUGAGAAACAUCAGGCACUGCACUGGCGCUCUGGUCAUAAAAAUGAUUGCCUACAGAUAAUCAAUUCUUCUGAAGCUUCAAGAUCUGUGCUGCCAGCUGUAGGAAAAGUUCCAGCUAGGACUUCUUGGCCGGAAUAUCAGAUAGCAAUUGACGAUGAAGUUGAUUUGGAUUCUGAUGGUUGUGAUGAAGACAGCUCAAAGUCCUUGGUGAUGCAAAAGCAUGGUAAACCAGAUGAUACAAUGCAGUCAUGGAUGGAUCAAUUUGAGGCUGAUGCUGACAACCAAUGCUGGGCAUAUUUUCAAGAGCGUAUCUCAAGAGCACCAGAGCAAGUAUUGAGAUACUGUCGAGAUCCAAAUGUAAAACCUCUGUGGGCUUUAUCAGCUGGGCGUCCAUCAAAUCCUGACAUCCCUUCAUGUAGCUACUGUAAAGGUCCACUAUGCUAUGAAUUUCAGAUAAUGCCACAAUUGCUUUAUUACUUUGGUGUGAGAAAUGAACCAGACUCUCUUGAUUGGGCAACAAUUGCUGUGUACACAUGUAAAGGAUCAUGUGAUCAAAAUAUUAGCUACAAGGAAGAGUUUUCAUGGGUUCAGUUAUAUCCUACGUCAAUCUCAAGGCCGUAG